AUGAGCUACUUCCUCUCCUACUGCAAAGCGCACUGCACCGCCGUGCUUGCCCAGUACCAGACCCUGAGAUCAGAGGGCUUUCUGUGCGAUAUUUUGCUGAAAGUGAAGGAAAAUGAGUUUCCUGCACACAAGUCCUUGUUGGCGUGCUCCAGCGACUAUUUCCGAGCCAUGUUCAAAAGUUAUACCCGAGAAUCUAAAGCCAGUGUAAUUCACCUGCAAGUCGUCUCACCCACCGGUCUCCAGCACAUCCUGGAUUUCAUUUACACUUCCUUGUUGCCCCUUUCCUUUGAAAGCCUGGAGGAUACCUUGGAAGCUGCAAGCUACUUGCAAGUGACUGAUGCUAUUGGCUUGUGCAAUCAGUACUUAGUUAACAAUCUUGCCUUAGAAAACUGCUGCUUCUCUGCCAACGUGGCCAGGAAGUUCUACCUGCCCGAUGCCUUAGCAGCAACAGAAAAAUACAUUGUCAAUAAUCUCUGGAAGCUGCUGGACUUGGAUUUGACAGGCCUGCUCGAGCUGAACUUCAGGUCUUUGCUAGCAGUGGUUGAAUCCCCAGAUCUCCCCAUGGUGAAAGAAACCCGCCUGCUGAAUCUUGUGCUGCUGUGGCUGAAGCAGGAUAAAUCCAGGCUGGCUCACGCAAGCAGCCUUUUAGAGCACAUAAGGUAUGGCCUCAUCCCGGUGGAAGACCUGAGGAAAACCUACACACAGUCAGAAGUGCCCCUCUGUGCAGGUAUUAAGUGCUUGAUCAUUAAAGCAAUAAAUUACCAUACAUCUGUUUUCAAACAGCCUGUCCUUCAGGAUAAGUCCACCACGCUGAGGAACCAGAAAACUCGGAUCAUUCUGCUGGGCGGAGGUACAACAAGCGAGGGGCUCAUCACCGAUGUGGUGGCCUUUGACGUUUACAAUCACAAAUGGCGAGCUCUCACGCAGGUGCGGGACAGGGUGCAGAACCACAGCGUGUGUGUGGUGGGGAACUUCCUCUAUGUCUUGGGUGGGGAAAUAGAAAGUGGUGCCCCGGCUGAUGCUAAAACUGAAGCAAUCUUAUCGGUUACGAACAAGGUCCAUCGUUAUGAUCCAAGAUUUAACACGUGGACCCAAAUCACAGGCAUGUUAGAAAAGAGAUGCCAGUUUUCUUGCUGUGUCCUAGGCAAGGAUAUCUUUGCCAUUGGUGGAAGGGGUGAGGAUGGGUCUCUGCAUUCAUCUGUGGAAGUCUACAACAUCAGCAGGGACAGAUGGACGAAGGCCAGGGAAUUGCCAUGCAAGAUACAUGGCCAUGCCAGUGCCAUUUGCAAGAACACUAUAUACAUCUCAGGCGGCAAGUACUCGGACCCAGCUGACACAAGCAAGGACGUAUAUUCUCUGAGCUCACUUGAAGGGCAGUGGAUGAAACAAGCCCCCAUGAGCAUUGCUCGGUUUGGGCAUCAGAUGGCAACAAUCAGAGAAGCCAUAUUCACCUUUUUAGGAUUAUAUGAACCAUUCUCUGAAAUAGAGAGAUACGACCCUGAUCAAAACCAAUGGACUCGGUUAAGGCCAUUGACCUAUGAUCGAUUUUGCUAUGGCCUGGCAGUGGUAGAGGAAACGGCUCUUCUUAUCGGGGGAAAGAAAUGGCAAAACUCACGGGAAGUCCCCACGCAAGAUGUGGUUGGCUACGACAUUGACAACGAUGGCUGGGAAGAGAUCUGCAAAGCCCCCUUGCCUUGGUGUGGGCUGCAGUGUGCGGUGCUGCAACUCUCUGAACUGGCCGAUGAGCAGGAUGGCGACAGCCAGCAGAAGAGGCUGCCGAACUACUGAGCUCAUGUGCUGCGGAAUAAUCAUCCCAGGAGAUGAGCC
Nipponia nippon (crested ibis) is the source of this 1827-nucleotide messenger RNA. It is a transcript of the gene KLHL34, whose product is annotated as kelch like family member 34. Lineage: Eukaryota; Metazoa; Chordata; Aves; Pelecaniformes; Threskiornithidae. The record is from RefSeq and is a predicted model, not a curated record. Gene Ontology annotation, molecular function: protein binding.